Messenger RNA from Trichophyton verrucosum HKI 0517, 252 nucleotides. RefSeq lists its product as uncharacterized. The transcript has a single exon. The record is from RefSeq and is a predicted model, not a curated record. The coding region runs from base 1 to 252 and encodes 83 amino acids. Gene Ontology annotation, biological process: spermidine biosynthetic process. NCBI's taxonomy places the organism in Eukaryota, Fungi, Ascomycota, Eurotiomycetes, Onygenales, Arthrodermataceae. Gene Ontology annotation, molecular function: spermidine synthase activity. Gene Ontology annotation, cellular component: cytosol.
AUGAUCACCGAGCUAAAGAAGCUCAUGCGUGAGGUUUUCCCCGUCGUCGAGUACGCCUACACCACUAUCCCAACUUAUCCAUCAGGCCAGAUCGGCUUCCUAGUCGCCUGCAAGGAUGCAGAACGCAAUGUCCGCGAGCCCCUUCGCAAGUGGAGCAGAGAAGAGGAGGAUAAACUCUGCAGAUACUACAACCAGGAAAUCCACCGUGCUAGCUUCAUUCUUCCCAACUUUGCUCGAAAGGCUCUCGAGUAA